Molecule: messenger RNA, 396 nt
Organism: Daldinia childiae
Lineage: Eukaryota; Fungi; Ascomycota; Sordariomycetes; Xylariales; Hypoxylaceae
Product: Vacuolar transporter chaperone 1
Exons: 2
Coding region: 1-396 (131 amino acids)
Cellular component (GO): fungal-type vacuole membrane; vacuolar transporter chaperone complex
Source: RefSeq, a predicted model, not a curated record
AUGUCUAGCCAACCUCUUCUGCAAACGGCUCCAGGCAAACGAAUUGCCCUACCUACCCGAGUCGAACCUAAGGUCUUCUUCGCCAACGAGCGUACUUUUUUAUCAUGGCUGAACUUCACCGUCAUAUUAGGGGCUUUGGCUAUUGGCAUGUUGAACUUCGGUGACCGUCCCGCAUUCAUCUCGGCCUUCCUAUUUACGGGUGUAGCCAUGCUCACCAUGAUAUAUGCGUUAUUUACAUAUCAUUGGCGAGCCAAGUCGAUAAGAGUAAGGGGACAGGCUGGUUUUGAUGACCGCUUCGGGCCAUCCGUACUGGCUAUCAUCCUCCUAUUAGCUGUUGUCGUCAACUUUGUAUUGCGGAUAACAUACUCCGGCGCAGAGGGCGGGAAAAAGCAUUAA